UGUGUGUGUGUGUGUGUGUGAUGAUGCGUGUCCAUUGCUUCCCACACCCAGGUACAGUAACUGUAGUACACGCCGCAGCCAGCAGGGGGAGCGCGACAGCCACAGCCCUGUCUCCUGGUCUCCUCCCCAACGCUCACCGCUCGCCAUCACUUCCGUUCAGCCCUCCGCCGGCGCCAUAUUGUGUGGUGAGAAGAGGCAAGCAGCACGGCCUCGGGGCCGCUAGCGAUAUAGGGAAACACCGACACGCGUGGCAACAUCGGACGACAGAGUGGGUACCGAGCAGUGUGUAUGCAGAGUGGUUUACGAAGAGUUCAGCAGAAAUGUGGGAUCAAGGUGGACAGCCUUGGCAACAGUGGCCAUUGAAUCAGCAGCAAUGGAUGGAGUCGUUUCAGCACCAGCAGGAUCCAAGUCAGAUAGAUUGGGCGGCAUUAGCCCAAGCAUGGAUUGCGCAACGGGAAGCUACAGGACCGGCAGUGGCGGAGCAGCCAGGGAUGAUGCCCAAUGGACAGGAGCUGCCACCAGUUCCUCCACAAAUGGAACCUAUUCCUAACAAUCAUAGUUUUCAAGGUGAUCCCAAUUUUAAUCGAAUGUGGCAGCCACAGCCAGAAUGGGGAGCAAUGCAUCACCAGCCACCGCCACACCAUCCUCCUCCCCCCGAGCAGCCGUGGAUGCCUCCAGCUCCUGGGCCUAUGGAUAUUGUUCUUCCAUCGGAAGAUGGCAACAGCCAGGACAGUGGAGAUUUUUCAAAUGACAACAGACGCAUGUUUAACCAAAAUAAUAAUAGCUUUGGGGGGCCACCUGACAAUUUCCAAAUGGGGCCAGUGAAUCAAUAUGAUUACCAGCAUGGCUCAAGUGGAUAUGGCCCUCCUCAAGGUGGUUUUCACCCACCGUACUGGCAGCAAGGCCCACCUGUACCUCCAGGUCCACCUGCUCCACCUCCUACUAGAAGAGAGAGGACUUCUUUUAGAGAACGACAACGGUCCCCUAUACCAAUACCACCACCCAAGCAAGAGCCUCUGCAGAUUGAUGCUGUUAAACGUAGGACUUUGCCAGCUUGGAUCCGUGAAGGUUUAGAGAAAAUGGAAAGAGAAAAGCAGAAGAAGCUGGAACGUGAGAGAAUGGAGCAGCAACGCUCUCUGAUGAAAAAAGAAAUAAAGAUCCAAAUUGCUGCAGAGGGGGAUGGUCCACAUUUGCCUCAGAAGAGCAAAUUUGACAGUGAUGAUGAGGAGGAGGAAGAGGAGGAGGAGGAGCAGGAUGAAAAUGAUGAUGAGAAUGAUGAGAUUGAAGAGGACAAAGUUAGUCCAAAAGUCAGCCGCAGCCCAUCUCCAGCUCCACAGGAAGAGAACAGUGAGUCAGAAAUAACUGAAGAAGAGAGGGCUUAUCAAAUGAUGCUAAUGACAAAGGUGGUGCUGACAGAGAUUCUCUUAGAUGUCACGAAUGAAGAAAUCUAUAACGUGGCUAGAGACACCCAUCGCAAAGCGACUAAAGCUCCUGCAAGGCAGCUGGCACAGUCCAGUGCACUGGCUUCCCUCACUGGACUCGGUGGACUGGGUGGUUAUGGAUCAGCAGAAAGUGAAAAUGAGAGGAGUGAUAGAGGCUCUGAAUCUUCUGAUACUGAUGAAGAGGAACUUCGGCACAGAAUCCGACAAAAGCUGGAAGCUUUUAAGCGAAAGGAAAAAGAGCAACAGUUAAUUGAAAAAGAAUUAGAAGAGGAAAAACAAGUGGAAACUAAUAAUAAUAAUAAUGAAGCAAAUGAGCCUGAAACAGAUCUUCAAAGCAACUUGGAGCGGAAACUUGAGGCUGAAAUGGAGAUUGAGAAAAGAAAACUGAUCAAUGAGACAUUAAGUUUGUUAGAGGUAAAAAAAGAAGGAAAGGAAAGGACAGUUGCUAGUAAGUCCAGGAGCUCAAGUAGUAGCAGCAGUAGCAGUAAGCAUAGUUCUAGUAGUAGUAGUAGCAGCAGCAGCAGCAGUGUGUACAGCACUAGCGCCUCCAGCAGCCAUAGUUCAUCUCCCUCUUUACCCAAGAGGAAAAAGAGACGAAGUCGUAGCCAGUCACCAUUACGUAAAAUGAGACGCAGCAGGAGUAGAAGUGACACACGUAAGAGUCAUAAGGAGAAGAGCAGAAGUAGGGAAAAGAUUAGUGAGCGUAGGAGAUCCAGCAAAAAUAGCUUAGAUCGGGAAUGGCGUAGAGAACGUAGUCACAGCAGAGAGCGGAGGGCAAAUCGUUCUAGAGAUAGACAUGGCAUUCGCAGUAGGAGCAGGGAUAGGCGCAAAAGUGAUGCCCAUCUUAGCUCUAGCAGAAGCAGACUCAAAUAUAGAGGUAAUAGCAGGGAAAGGGAGAAGGCAAGGAGCAAGAGUGUUGAAAUGGAUAGGAAGAGAAGAGAGUCAGAAAAGGAUAGGAAAAAAGAAAAAUUAAAAAGAGAAGAGAAAUCUAAAUAUAAUCAGGAAGAGGAUAGAAGUAAAAGUAGGAGAGAAAGCGAAAGGACGUUCUCCCGCAGUGAGUCGACCUCUUCAAAGAUGUCUCGGCAAGAUGGUAAAAAAGGCUCUACCAAGGAAAGUAAGAAACAAGGCUACUCUAGUGGAAGAAGCAGUUCAGAAUCUCCUAUCUUUCACAAGGAUAAAAAAUCUAAGAAACUGAAACGUAGCCGGUCACGUUCUGUGGAGAAAUCUCAAAGGUCUGGUAAGAAGGCGAGCCGCAAACACAAGUCUAAGACCCGAUCAAGAUCAUCAACACCUGUUCGCCGCAAACGCUGAUGGCUUACAGACCAUUAUAUUAAUUUUAAAAAAUUCCAUGAGUUUUAAGGGCUUGUCUCAUUUUAGAGGCACAUUACGGCUGUGUAGGUGUGGAAAAUGUAUUCACCCUUUCCCCAUUCUCUAAUUUUUAAAUGUGUAUAUAUUUCCCCCCCCAUUUUCUUGCUCCCGAAAGUAAAAACUACUAAAACUACUUUGUAUUGCAUAUUUUCAGCAUUAGUAAUGAAUAUUUUAUUUUUAGCUGUAAUGUUAUUCAAGAUAACGGUUAACUGUCCUGUGAUGUUAAUAAACACUGCUUAUUUGAUAAAGAA
Messenger RNA from Pseudophryne corroboree (corroboree frog), 3061 nucleotides. It is a transcript of the gene PNISR, whose product is annotated as PNN interacting serine and arginine rich protein. Gene Ontology annotation, molecular function: RNA binding. Lineage: Eukaryota; Metazoa; Chordata; Amphibia; Anura; Myobatrachidae. Gene Ontology annotation, cellular component: nuclear speck; presynaptic active zone. The transcript has 12 exons. Bases 21 to 2753 code for a protein of 910 amino acids. The record is from RefSeq and is a predicted model, not a curated record.